Messenger RNA from Alosa alosa (allis shad), 753 nucleotides. RefSeq names its product rho-related GTP-binding protein RhoG-like. Gene Ontology annotation, molecular function: GTP binding; protein kinase binding; GTPase activity. NCBI's taxonomy places the organism in Eukaryota, Metazoa, Chordata, Actinopteri, Clupeiformes, Clupeidae. The record is from RefSeq and is a predicted model, not a curated record. The transcript has a single exon. The coding region runs from base 146 to 721 and encodes 191 amino acids. Gene Ontology annotation, cellular component: cell projection; cytoplasmic vesicle; cytoskeleton. Gene Ontology annotation, biological process: cortical cytoskeleton organization; actin filament organization; regulation of actin cytoskeleton organization.
GGUUCUGUCUCUCACUUUAUAUUUGCUUAUCUCCCUCUCUCGCUCUGUCUGUCUCUCGCUCUCUCUCCAACAGGUGUCUGAACCGUGGAGGAGUGAGUGAACGAGCGAGAGAGAGAGAGAGAGUGGAGAAGAGAAGUCGAGCAGGAUGCAGACCAUAAAGUGUGUGGUGGUGGGCGACGGCGCCGUGGGCAAGACGUGCCUGCUGAUCUCCUACACGACCAACGCCUUCCCGGAGGAAUACAUCCCCACCGUCUUCGACAACUACAGCGCCCAGAUGAGCGUAGACGGCCGCACGGUCAGCCUCAACCUUUGGGACACGGCUGGCCAAGAGGAGUACGACCGUCUGCGCACACUCUCCUACCCGCAGACCAACGUCUUCGUCAUCUGCUUCUCGAUUGGCAGCCCGUCGUCGCAUGCCAACGUGCGGCACAAGUGGCACCCGGAGGUGUCCCAUCACUGCCCCAGCGUGCCCGUGUUGCUCGUGGGCACCAAGAAGGAUCUGCGCCACGACCCGGACACCCUCUCCCGGCUGAAGGAGCAAGGCCUGGCGCCAACCACGCAGCAGCAAGGUGGCGCCCUGGCCAAGCAGAUCGGCGCCGUCAAGUACCUGGAAUGCUCGGCACUCAAACAGGAAGGCGUGCGGGAGGUGUUCGCCGAGGCCGUGAGAGCGGUCCUCUACCCCAACGUUAAGAAGAACAGCAAGAAGUGUGUGCUACUAUAGUUUUGUCAUAAGGAAAAGGAGGUGUUGCGGGG